AGGCAAAUCUGCAAAGGCAAAUCUCUCUUUCUAAGGCACACAAGAAGUAUGAACCAUUUUUGAAUAAAAUCAUUGAUCAUUAUGAUGAAAUGGCUUUGGUUGUUGGUAAAGAUAUAGCAACAGGGAGUUUUGCCAAAACAUUUGCUGACAUAGAUUUGGAUGAUGGUAACCAAGAUUCAGUGCCUCUAGACUGCUACAACGAAGAGGAUGAAGAGGUAAGAACAAAUGUAUCUUCAUCUGGCACAUCCAAACGUAAAAGAAAAAAUGUUCAAGAAAGUGUCGUUGAUGAACAAGUGAAAUUUAUGGGUGAACAACUUGGCAAAAUUGCUAAUGCUUUGGAACAAUUUACUGCGGAUAAGACACCACAGCUUUACGAACAAGUGAUGUCGAUGGAGGAAGAAGGAUUUCAUGAUGACUUCUUGUGUUCUGUGUUUGAUUAUCUAGUGAGUCAUGAAUCCGAGGCCAAAGCUUUUUUAGUUAAAAAUAAGAAGCAUAAAAAAAUUUGGCUUCAAAAAUUUUCCCAAGGUUAAAGAUAUUGAUAAUUUUAUGUAGUGUAAUAUUUAGUUAUGCACUUGGACAAUGUUGUUAUUAUGUGGUGUACUACUAAUUAUGCAUUUGGAUAAUAUUAUUAAUUUCUAGUAUUAAUUGUGGUUUGGAAGCUAA
This is a messenger RNA of Gossypium arboreum, 663 nucleotides long. RefSeq lists its product as uncharacterized. Bases 90 to 530 code for a protein of 146 amino acids. The record is from RefSeq and is a predicted model, not a curated record. The transcript has 2 exons. Lineage: Eukaryota; Viridiplantae; Streptophyta; Magnoliopsida; Malvales; Malvaceae.